GUUGAGGCUGGAGGUAAGGCAGACGAUGAAAUCAAUUCCAAAUCAAACGCAUCAAAGCCCAAACAAGCGGUCACCUGUCGCACUUGCAAGGGUGCCCACUUUUCCCUCCAAUGUCCCUUCCGAAGCGAAAUGGAGGCUCUGCGCUCCUUCAUGGACUCUGCGAACGCAGCAGCAGUCCAGGAAAUAGCUCCUGAGCUCAACACUGGUCGUUACAUCCCUCCGGCUCUGCGAGCGGCUGCUGCAGCAACCAACAGCGUCCCAGAGCGCCGUCGGAUGGACGGCUUCUCUAUUCGUGUUACUAACUUACCUGAGAACACCAGCGAGUCGGAUUUGCGGGAGAUUUUCAGUCGUUUCGGUGAUGUUAUUCGUAUCUUCCCUGCAAAGGAUAAGCGCACCCAACUUAAUAGGGUAGGUACUCGGUGGAAAGAAAGGGGGCUGGUUUUCUUCAAGCUAACUGACAUCGGCUUGAGUGGAAGAGUCUUGUAG
Messenger RNA from Hydatigera taeniaeformis, 486 nucleotides. The record is from the annotation of a GenBank genome assembly. NCBI's taxonomy places the organism in Eukaryota, Metazoa, Platyhelminthes, Cestoda, Cyclophyllidea, Taeniidae.